UAUUUUCAUUAUUCCUACGAGUGCGUACUAUUAAGUAACCAACGAAAGAAAGUUUGUGCUUAAUUCUUAAAUUGAUUUGAUUUUGGAAGAUCUUGUGUUCCGAACUUGUUAACACUAGUAAGAUUCUUCUUAACUUGCCUUGCCAAAGAAAAAGGACGGACUGGUGCGAGAGCUACCGACCUCAAAGUCAAACGAACGACACCUCUCACUCCUCUCUCCUCCUCUCUCCUCUCUCCUCCUCUCCUCUUUCCCCAAAUUUAUUUCAAUUCACUCAACCUCUUUCGAAAGUUAAUUAUUUUUCUAUUACGAGGUGCUGCUUCUUCUACUGCUUCUACUCCGACUUUACUCUUUAAACUUUCAUUUCUUCUCUUCUUACGCUCUUUAACUGCAUCUUCCAUGUACAUUUUCUGGUAAUACCAAUCCAUUUCAUGUCAUAAAAGGCAAUUAAUAUCAGCAAGCUAACAUUCACUAGAAUUUAGACAACACAGAAAUUGUGUUUUUAUUUCUCAAAUCAAAUCAACUCACUCACUAUGUCUUCUCUCAUUCAACCAUAUCUCGAGCUUGCCUUGGAACAACUAGAAGUUUACAAGGAUCAAUUGCUCGGGCAAAUGUCAUUGGUCUCCACGACCACAUAUGUCUUCACAAUUUUGGCCAUCUGUUUACCUCCUCUCGCCCUUUUGACUUUCUACGAACUCGAGCAAUCGCGACAACGUGCCGAAGAACCUAAGGGUUGCAGAAAGCUCGGGUUAAAGAUCGAUAGCAAUCUUACGAAUGAAUUCGAGCCCAAAUUUUCCGAAGGUCGUCCUCCAAGUACGGAAGAAACAUCUGCAGAAUGGUGGAGAUUAAAGAGCAUGUGGAUUUAUCCAGUCAAGAGCUGUAAAGGGGUUGAAUUGGGUAGAGGAACCGUUAUUGCAACUGGAAUGGAAUAUGAUCGUCAAUUUACUUUCGCACAGUUGAAAAGUCCAUUUCCCCUCUCCGAAAAUGAUCCAGAUCACAAAAAGGCCGCACACCAAUGGGAAUUCAUCACUCAACGACAAUUUCCAUUGUUGGCAAAAGUUAGGACUGAGAUGUGGGUUCCAGAUCAAAGUGUGGAUACAUAUGCUCCUCAUAUUAAUGAUGUUGAGAGUGGAGGAGUUAUAAUUAUGAGCUUCCCAUAUCAAGAGCCUGGAUGGAGAGGAACCGUCGCAAGUUGGGGUGCCAAAUUUAUGGGAACAGUUCCGGAAAAACAAUUCCGUGUGCCAUUUGAUCCAUCGCCAGUACAAAUUGAGAAAGCCGGUUAUACUGUUGAGAAAAUGACGAUUUGGAAAGAAAGUGUUAAUGCUUUGAACGUGGAGAUUGAAAUUCCAGAGGAACUUAGAUAUUACCUUGGUAUCAGCAACAAGUUGGGUUUGUUCAGAGUCGACAGCGCGAAUCCUAGAGAAGUUUUCAGAAAUGCACCUACAAAGGAGAAACUUGGGUUUCAACCAGUUACUGGAUUUCAGGACGCUGUAAGAUUUUUCGAAACCUCAAGACUUGAUGUGUGGAUUAUUUGCUAAUUCAUUCUAGUAUCCUAUUCACCUUGUCAACCUUGCUAGCAUCAGAGAUGUCGAAAGUAAAAUGCCAAAGGAAAAGGGGGCGCCUAGAUUAUCUGCAGGACAAUUCCGUGCCAAUUUAAUCAGUAUGUCAUUCUCAAAACUUUACAGAUUAUCCAUUUCUAAUGCUAAUACUUUCCAGUUACCGGACCUCCAGCUUACCAUGAAGAUGAUUGGCGAAGAAUUAAGAUUGGUUUCUAUGAAUAUGACGUUUCCUGCCGAACAGUACGAUGUAAAAUGCCCAAUGUCGAUCAAGAAACAGGAGUUAGACAUCCAUCCGAACCAGAUAAAACCUUACGAAGCUUUAGAGCUAUUGAUGAAGGAGCCGGUCAAAAUCUUGGUUGUCUUGGUAUGCAAUUGGUACCAACCACUAAAACUGGUGCUUUAAAGGUUGGAGAUGAAAUCACGGUUCUGGAAGUGGGUGAACAUCAUUACCAGAAAUUGUUUCCAGAAUUGAACAAUUAGGCGAACAUAUCCUAGGUUGGUAAUGUUUGCUUUGUAUCUCUCGAGGAUAGGAGUAAUGGACAUAUAAAAUAGGACCUGGUAGCAAGGAGUUUUGGUUUGGCUGGGUGGAAUUACAUACAAAUACUUUUCUUUUUUGUAUUUGUUCUCUUUUUUUUUUCGAGAGCAUGAUCAUCACAUACAUAUCUGGUAGGCGGGAAGGAGGUAGGGAAACUUCUUCAAGAUUUGUAUUUGAUGGGCUUUUAUUCAAUUGUUAAUUAUGCAUAUACAGUUCUGCUUUUUUGCAACUGGGAAUUGGGUGGAGUGAGGGUGGAAGUGGUGGAAGGAAGUGGUGGAAGGAAAGGAGAGGAGAAAAGAAAUGUUCUUUGAACGUUAUGGUGUCGAAGACUGAGAGGAUGAAGGGAAGUAGAAGGGGAAGAGAAAUAAGAUUGAGGUGGUUUAUGUAUAUGUAAAUGUAUAUGUUAAUACGAUACUAAAUAUAUGUUAUUUUUUUG
Molecule: messenger RNA, 2527 nt
Organism: Sclerotinia trifoliorum
Lineage: Eukaryota; Fungi; Ascomycota; Leotiomycetes; Helotiales; Sclerotiniaceae
Source: the annotation of a GenBank genome assembly